Trametes versicolor FP-101664 SS1 is the source of this 2309-nucleotide messenger RNA. RefSeq lists its product as uncharacterized. Gene Ontology annotation, biological process: carbohydrate metabolic process. The record is from RefSeq and is a predicted model, not a curated record. The transcript has 20 exons. Lineage: Eukaryota; Fungi; Basidiomycota; Agaricomycetes; Polyporales; Polyporaceae. The coding region runs from base 201 to 2183 and encodes 660 amino acids.
AACUUUGAUACGCCUGACUGUAUACCGAAGUCACUUGGGCCUGCUUGUUCUCCUAGCUUCUUCCUAUCGCAUCACGCGGUGCUGCACCUGAGCGGCACGGAGCGGUCUUUGCUGUUGAGUGCUUCGAGAAUCGAGCUCGCCCGGGGUAUAAAAUGGCGGCUAUGUGGAUUUGGGACGGGGCAGCGGACGGGCCGUUUACGAUGAUCUGGAGCCUCCUCGUUUCGCUUCUAGCCUCCUUUGCUGCGCGCGAGGUCGUUAAUGGCCAAGCUCCCUCGGGACUUGCGCCGAAGAAGUUUUUGAGCAUCCCGCUGGGGAAUGUGAAGCCUGCAGGAUGGCUGCACGACCAGCUUGUAGUGCAGAGCAAUGGCCUUGCGGGCCAUGAACACGAGUUCUAUGACUACGUUGCGCAGACCGACUGGACAGGCGGAAAUUCCUUCUAUUCCAACUUGGAAGAAGCCGGGAGCUAUUGGUUUAACGCUAUGGUCCCGCACGGUGUUCUCCUGGACGAUGCGAACGUCCAGUCCGAAGUGCAGCAAUUCCUCGACUACGUCCUCGACCACCAAGACUCUACAGGCUGGCUCGGGCCCGAGGUCAACACCACGAAGCCGCGCUUCCUCUGGGGGCGGUACCCCUUCUUCUUCGGGGCGAUCCAGAUGGUCGAGGCCAACCCGGCGCUCGCGACGAAAGUGGUGCCUGCGCUGCACAAGUUCGUCGCGCUCGCGAACACGAUGCUGCACAACAACGGCGAGGGCGUCGAUGACUGGGCAGCGACGCGCUGGGAGGACUUCGUGAUGACCCUCCAGUGGCUGUACGAAUUCCACCCCGAUGGGCAGGAGGAUCUCUUGAUCGACACAAUGAAGAUGCUCAAGUACACGGGAGACCCGUGGGAGGACGUCUUCAAAGAGGAGUUCUUCCCCAAGACCGCUGUGGAGAACCUCCCGAACCCUUUCCCCGUUCUGACUUGGCACGGUGUCAACAUGGCAGAAGGCCUGAAGGCGCUUCCGGCGACGUACCGGUUUACACACAACCAGUCUGACCUUGACGCUGCGAGCAAGGGGUGGGACUUGCUGUUCCAGUACCAUGGUCGACCCUCUGGUAUCUAUGCAGCGGACGAGUACCUGGCUGGCUUGGAGGCUAUUCGAGGAACCGAGCUUUGUCUCGUCGUGGAAACGAUGUUCUCUGGUUCCUUCUUGUACCAGGUGAUCGGCGACCCCAAAUUUGCGGACAGGGUCGAACGGAUCACGUACAACGCCCUCCCUGCUACUCUCACUGGAGAUAUGUGGUCUCGCCAGUACCUGCAGCAGCAAAACCAAAUUGCUUCGAAGAACAUGUCACCAAACCCAUUCCCGAACGACGGAGCCUACUCGAAUGUCUUCGGCCUAGAGCCGAACUAUCCCUGCUGCACCGUGAACCACCCGCAAGGGUGGCCGAAGUUUAUCAGUAACGCCUUCGUGACAUCGCCGGACCAGACGUCGCUCGUGCAGGUCUAUCUCGGGCCCUUCAGCGUUAACACCACUCUCGCAAACGCGAACAAAGUCUCCGUCACGGUGGACACGCUCUACCCGUUCGGGGACACGCUCACCACGACGAUCAGGGCGGCGAAACCAUUCACCUAUCAGGUCCGCAUCCCGAGCUGGGUCAGCAAGGGGACCAUCGCGAUCAACGGAGGCGCAGCGCACGCCGUGGCCCCCUCCAACGGUCUCCACGCCGUCUCCGUGCCCGCCGGAACGACGAAGCUCGUGCUCAAUCUCCCGGCGGACAUUACCACUGAAUCGCGCCCGCACGGAAGCAUCGCGGUGCACCGCGGUCCGCUGCAUUACGCGUUUGACAUCUCGCGCAGCCAGAAGGUGCUCGCGCGCAACGCACAGCAGCCGCUUGCGGUCGACCUCGAAUUCGACGCCACGGAAGCGUGGCAGUACGCGAUCGACCCGGCCACGCUGGUCUUCCACGGCGCGGCGCCGAAGGGCGGAAGCCUGCCGUCGCCCGUUUUCGACUCGGGGCUGCCGCCGUUCACGAUUACGGCGACGGCGUGCCCGAUCUCGUGGGGUGUGGCGGGCGACACAUUUGCGGCUGCUCCGCCGACGAACCCGGCGUGCACGGGUCCGGCUACGAACAUCACACUGUGGCCUUUCGGGGCUACGAAGCUCCGUAUCGGAGAAUUCCCUACCUUCAAGUCUACCUGAACCGUGAAAUAACCUGCCCUAUAUGUGAAGCACUGGCGGAGUCAUUAUCCGCGUUGUUUUUGAAGGAUCCAUCGUGUAACGAUAUAACCUUUAUCGAAUCAUUACGAGCACCACCAGCUAAGCCCC